Molecule: messenger RNA, 1530 nt
Organism: Gavia stellata (red-throated loon)
Lineage: Eukaryota; Metazoa; Chordata; Aves; Gaviiformes; Gaviidae
Gene: IL17RB
Product: interleukin 17 receptor B
Exons: 7
Coding region: 1-1530 (509 amino acids)
Molecular function (GO): interleukin-17 receptor activity
Source: RefSeq, a predicted model, not a curated record
AUGCACCCUUUGGCAUCCGUGGAAGAUGUGUCGGAGCGACUUCGUGCUGUUUCGAAACCGACCAGAGCGGCCGCGGGCCGAAGUCCGCCGCCUCACCCACCCCGCCGGAGUCCCCGGGCGGCUCGGCGCCCCGCUGCCUCGCCGCUCCCACACGCCGGCCGAAACGGAGCGGGGCCAAGCGGCACGGCGGGGCAGGCCCAGCCCCGGCGCAGAGGCGUCCCUUCCCGGGAGCGCUUGAACUUUUUAACCCAGCCUAUAAGCGGGGUAAAGAAAAGGCAUUUUUUCCUUAAAGCAGACGUAUUCGACAGCGUUGCUACCUCGGCUGCGAAACCGUUUUCCGGCAGAAGCGUUGGGAGCGUCAUAAAUACACAAGAUGUAUUGGGAACCACAGACAGAACAGGGCUUGUAGGCAAAAGUGUUAUGUUGAGAAAAAAUAGCCAAGCUUUUGGGCACCAACCUUUCUUUAUGUCAGAAACAAAAGCAGUGGAUGUCAAAGCCGGCAUCAAAGAACUGACAGCCACGAAGAUUUGUGUAACCAGUAAAGGAAUUGUUGAACAUUUCCAGUGUAUUCGAUGUAAUUAUACAGAAAAGUUUCAAAGACAAACUGCAUGGCAGUUCCAUUAUAUCGGAUUCCCCGUAGAACUGGAAACAAAAUAUUUCAUCCAUGCUUACAAUCUCCCCUCAGCAAAUAUAAAAGAGGAUUUUCUAUCAAAAUCCUUUUUGCUAACUACACCAGGCUGCAAAGAUAACGUAAUGAAAUACAGCAAAAGUUGUAUUGAAAUGGGGUGUGUGGUGCUUAUCACAAGCACAGUUAUAGCAGAAAUCCAUUUCAUCACUUACAUGUUUAUUACCAAUUUUAAACUGAAAUCUUUUCAACCCUCGGGAAGUUUGUGGAAUCCAAAUAUAACUGUUUGCCAAACAGAGACAGAAUUAGAAGUGAAUUUUACAACAAGCAGUCUUGGGCUUGAAUAUUUAAUACUGCUUUAUGAGCAUGAAAAGUAUGAAGUACUUCUUGAAAAAAAUGUGGAAGCAAAAGUGCAGCUACAACUACAUGUUAAAGUACUGGUUAUAUAUCCAGAAGAAGUGUAUUUUCAUCACACUGUCCUUUCAUUUGCUGAACUCCUGCAUGAGGGCUGCCAGACUGAUGUUAUUCUAGACAUGUGGGAGAAAAGGAGAAUUGCUGAAAAAGGUCCUGUACAAUGGCUUGCUGCUCAAAAAGCAGCAGCAGAUAGGGUGAUUUUCCUCAGUUCAAACCCUACCACUGCUGCAUGUAAUGUUUCUUGUAAAAGCAUGAGAAACCACAAUAAUAUGGAAAAUAUGUUCACUCUUGCAGUUAACCUCUUCUGUAGUGACAUGACAAAUCAGUCCUAUAUACAGAAGUACACAGUUGUUUCUUUCAAUGAGGUGAGCUCACAAAACACUCUACCAAGUGCUCUGAAGUUCUGUCCAAAAUACUGUCUUAUGAAGGACACUGAGAACUUCUGCAGAGACCUUUCUGUUUCAUGCAAUGAAGUGCAUGGCAAGAAAUAG